This is a messenger RNA of Cyphellophora europaea CBS 101466, 1815 nucleotides long. RefSeq lists its product as uncharacterized. The record is from RefSeq and is a predicted model, not a curated record. Lineage: Eukaryota; Fungi; Ascomycota; Eurotiomycetes; Chaetothyriales; Cyphellophoraceae. The transcript is spliced from 5 exons. Bases 1 to 1815 code for a protein of 604 amino acids.
AUGUACACCGGCCAGGGCUCACCAGAAACGCAACCAGGAAUGGCGAGGCAAUGUGAUAGCCUUGCUUUGUGGUACCAGCCUGGUAGCGACGACCUUAUCUACAGAAAAGCUUUGGAUGCAUGUCAAGGGUCGAAAGCGCGACUUGCCAAUAUCUUGCCUGAUCAAGCGAAUCAACUUACCGCGAAAGACUUUGACGAAGGUGUUGUCAGGCGAUUCGUCACAGCAGAGUACCAGAAAGCCCUGAAGAGUCUGGCGCAAUCAAAACUGAAGUGGUUGUCCGAGGCAAGCAACUCCAUCGCAUCCGUGGCUGUUCAUUUGGGCGAUCUUCUGGACCCACUCGUGCCUCAGAGUCCUGAGUAUACCAUCCCCUUCGGGUGCUUGAUGGUGAUUUUCAAAAUCUUGGUUACCAAACAAGAGAAACGAGAGAAGGCAGUCACAAUAUUCGACAACCUCCUGCGGAAGUUGGAUUCUCUUGAGCUAUACAAAGUUGUGCUUCCGACAGAUACUAUAAAAGCACAAUUAGCAGCCACAUCUAUUGAUAUAUUAGAGCUAGUUGUUUGUGUAACAGAGUGGUGUGCCAUCGGCAGGUUAUCAAAGAUUGUGGACAUCGUCCUACUCAAUUCGAAGUACGAUUUCGAAGAAGGCGUUGCUAAAGUUGAAGAGUCGUACAAGAUGCUGAGGCGACUUGUGAAAGAAGCGACUACAACAAUCACCGUCGCAUCGUACGAGACUUUGAAGCAACAAUCCGGCAUAAUCGACUGUAUUGCCGAUUAUUCCAAGGGCAUGGCUACGCAAAUCGCACAACUCAGGCAGACCGUCGACAGCUUGCAAAUUGAUUAUACUAGAACCCAGCUGAUUCAAGUGAGAAAUUGGGCCAGUGAUCUGACCGACGCAUUGCUUCCAAGUGAAAGUCCUUUUGACGAAAAUUGCAACAUCUGGCAACCUCGAGAGUUCCACCUCUCGCCUAAGGACCACUGGGAAGAGAAUGGUAUGCUGAAUUGCCUUGAGGAAUGGAGCAGAGCCAAACAUGCCUCCUUGCUUGCCAUAUUUGGACCUACAAUGACCGCAAGCCGUGAUAGUUGGGUCACAGAGUUUUCUCUGGAUAUGAUUCAAGCUCUUCGAUUCCAGGAGAUAUGUGUCCCGUACGUCAUAUGCGAUCGGCAAGACGACGGAACUCUUUCUCCAGCAAUCGUGAUAAAGAAGCUAAUAUGUCAACUCCUUGAGCAAGACCCGGAACUCAUUCUCCGAACACCAGGGAUCUGCAACCAACGCGUGUUCCAGAGAACGGUGACCUUUGACCAGGCCUGCAGCCUCUUCAGCAAACUCGUCGCCGAGUCAGAUCUACCGGUUGUGGUUGUUGUUGACCGGGUGGACUGCUGCGUAGCAGUUCUGGACGAUGCAAAUGAGUCUGGAGACUUGAUCGGCUUUCUCUCAGAAUUACUGACUACGCACGCACCAAGACUAAAGGUGGUUGUCACGAGCGCCGACGCACCGCCUGCUGAUGAAGACAUACCCGCCGGGUUACCUAUCAGCAUGUGCACCAUUUGCACCGGCACGAGACACGCAUACAGAGAGAGCUCUCAUCACCAGGGUCAUGGAAAAUUCGAGGUUGUCAUUUACUACACGACAGUAGCUGGGUACAAGCAAGCCGAGUGUCUGACUAAGUUGAGUCGACUUGAAUCGUUCCUAAAAGAAAGCGCAGCCAAACAGAGAGACAUUACCGGCGUUAGCUGGCGUACUCGACGAGCACAAAAAAGGCCGCUCAAAAGGGCUACCAUUGACCGAAUGCAAUGUGCAAUUGAAGACGCUCUAUAG